Messenger RNA from Pogoniulus pusillus (Red-fronted tinkerbird), 2595 nucleotides. It is a transcript of the gene JAM2, whose product is annotated as junctional adhesion molecule 2. Gene Ontology annotation, biological process: leukocyte cell-cell adhesion. Gene Ontology annotation, cellular component: protein complex involved in cell adhesion; plasma membrane; tight junction. The transcript has 10 exons. NCBI's taxonomy places the organism in Eukaryota, Metazoa, Chordata, Aves, Piciformes, Lybiidae. The coding region runs from base 383 to 1207 and encodes 274 amino acids. The record is from RefSeq and is a predicted model, not a curated record.
GGCGGGCAGUUGCCGGAGCACAGCCUCGCUGCCGGCCGCGGGUCGCGGCGCUCGGAGCCGGCGCGGGGCGGUGCCGCCACUCCUCGCACACGUUCAAAGUUUUGGAGUGGCGGCGGCCGAGAGCUGGCAGCAGGGACUCGGGAGGACUCCGCGGCGCGGAGGCAGAGCCCGACAGUCGCGGGCAUUGCGCCCUGGCUGCCGCACCUGCUUCACAGCUGCCCUUCACGCCCCCGGCGCGGCGCCCCCGGCCCGCAGGCACCGCCCUGCUUCGGGCCGAGGCGAAGCCGGGCCGCCCCCACAGCGCCGUCCGCGCCUCACGCCUCGCCGCCGCCCGGCGAUUAUUAGCCGCCGGCGCCGGCGAGGAGCGGCUGUUACUGGGAAGAUGGCGAGUCGUAGCCUCCGCCUGCUGCUUCUUGGUUACUUGGGCGUCCUGAGCUGUCGUAAAGCAUCUGGCAUUUCCAUUGAAACGGAUAACAAAAAUGUAAAAGCAGAGGAGUUCCAGGAGGCUAUUCUUAGUUGCAAGCACAAAUUUUCUAAAGGGAUGAGCUUAAGAAUAGAAUGGAAGAAAAUCCAAUCUCAGGGAGUCUCAUUUGUCUACUACAACAAUGAAUUUACAGGUGAUCUCCGAGGACGGGCAGAGAUGCUGAAUACAGGAAUCCGUAUUAGAAAUGUGACUAGAAGGGAUUCUGGGACCUACCGCUGUGAAAUCAGUGCCAAGAGUGAAGAGGGACAGCGCCUGGGAGAGGCUACUAUUACUCUCACAGUAUUGGUUGCUCCAGCUACUCCAAUAUGUGAGGUACCCAGCUCUGCAAUGACGGGAACAGUAGUAGAACUGAGCUGUAAGGAGACUGAAGGAUCUCCUCCAUCUGAAUACCAGUGGUACAAGAAUGGUGUUGCCUUGCUGGAAAAGACAGGAGCAGGCACCAGUAGAGCGGCAAACAUAACUUACAUCAUGAAUAAAAAGUCUGGCACUCUGCUGUUUAACACAGUUACAAAGAAUGAUACUGGAGAGUAUUUCUGUGAAGCCUUCAAUGGGAUUGGAUUAUCUCAGAAAUGCUCAGUGAAGCGAAUGCAAGUUGAUGACCUUAAUGUAAGUGGCAUCAUCAUUGCUGUAGUAGUUGUGGCUCUGGUAAUGGCACUCUGUGGCCUUGGAGUAUUUUAUGCCCAAAAAAAAGGCUACUUUGCAAAGGAAAGCUCUUCCCAGUAAGUAUCUUGAUGCAAAAAGACAGCCAACUAUCAAUCUUCUAGUGAAAAGGAUUUCAAGCAUACCAAGUCCUUUGUUAUUUAGAAGAUUUCAGCCUCUGUGAGGGACAUCAAAUGACUACUUGUUAUACAAAAUAAUCAAAGGGAUCUUUUGACCUCUAGUCUGUAAAUAUUGUUUACAUGUACUACAUACUGAAAAUAGAAACUGCCAAUAUUUAGCUAUAGUCAACCUGUCUGUGACUGCUUUUUUUUAAAAGGCAAAAGCAAGACCAAAAAACCCCAACAAAACGUAAAAGAUAGAGCUAAAUUGAAUGUAAUUUGCAUGAAGGCUUCUCAUUUUGUUCAUGGUAUCCUAGCAGACAACAUGCUCAGUAUGAACAAACACCGCUGCACCAGUAAAAGAUAGCCAGUGGAAUUGAGUUGCAUCUGAGGGCAACACCAGUAGAGAUAGUUAUUGUCCCAUUCUACCUGGAAUACUGUUUUAGUCCCUGCUAUAAAACCAAGCAACCAAACAAAAAGAUACAGACAGGAUGAACAGAGUCCAGAGAAGGGCCACAAGAAUAAUCAAACGAGUGGGCUAUCUGCCAUAUGAGGAAAGGCUGAGAGAAUUACAUAUGUUCAGCCUUGAGAAAAGGCGGCUUAGGAGAGACCUUGUCACCAUUUGCCAUUAUUUAAAGAAGAUGGAGUCUUCCUUUAUACAAGGAAUCACAAGGAAAAGAUAAAAAAUAGUUAUUCCUGAGGAGAUUCCAAUUAGACACAAGAUGAAAAUCUUUUACAAGAACAAUCAGACAUUAAUCUCCUUAGGGAAGCAGUGGCUUCCCCAGUAUUGGACAGUUUCAAGAUUCAGCUGGGCAGGAUGCUGGGGCCACCUUACCUAUCUAGACCAUGCUUUUGCUAAGAAAGGUUGGACUAGAUAAUCUUGGAGAUCCCUUCCAACCUGGUAUCUGGUGACUCUCUGAUUCUAUGUACACAUGCAGCAAUAUGGGAUUCACACUUAGAGCUUGUAACAAUCUAUUCAAGUAACUUUCAUAGGUGACCUUGCUUCCACUACCUCCAUCUCCACUAUUGUCAAGGGCUCAAACACUCCUGCAAUUGUGGCUUACUUGUACCUUGACAUCAUAUUAGAUUUGCCAAAGUCAUCUCUAAGUGUGUAAGUACUCAUGCAGACUUAAACUCACUACCUGACAAAGUUUCAUGUAAAUGAGUGUCUUCUUGCUUAAUGCAAAAAGUCCACAGCUUGUCUUCUAGGGGGAACCUUCUCUCUUUAGACUGCAUGUGUAAUUUCAUUCUGAAAAAAAAACAAACAAAAACCACCCUAAUACAAAUCAAGCUGUAGUAUCUGGACCCUAAGUGUUGGAAGUGUUCCAAAUAAAUUGUUGCUUAAAACCUGAA